Molecule: messenger RNA, 4002 nt
Organism: Boleophthalmus pectinirostris (great blue-spotted mudskipper)
Lineage: Eukaryota; Metazoa; Chordata; Actinopteri; Gobiiformes; Gobiidae
Gene: zdhhc8b
Product: zinc finger DHHC-type palmitoyltransferase 8b
Exons: 11
Coding region: 206-2482 (758 amino acids)
Biological process (GO): protein palmitoylation
Molecular function (GO): palmitoyltransferase activity
Source: RefSeq, a predicted model, not a curated record
UCCAGGCUUUCACAGAGCUCAAUGUAUUCCUGCAGCCUCUAUCUUCGGAUCUAUGCGGCUUCACCGAUAGAGAAAAAAACGGGGCUGGCGGUAUUUCCAAUAGCCGCAAAUCAGGCCUGCCAUACGGCGCUGCUGUACCCAAGGACCUCUUUUCUACAUGCGACUGCUAUCGGAAUAACUAAUUGAGGAAUGUGGAAAUUACAGAAUGCCCGACAGCACUGGAAAGAGAUUUAAACCCACGAAAUACAUCCCAGUAUCCACAGCUGCCACGCUUCUUGUGGGGUCGACCACUUUAUUCUUCGUCUUCACGUGCCCCUGGCUGACCAAGGUAAUCUCGCCUGCAGUGCCUCUCUACAAUGGGGUGGUCUUCCUCUUCGUUUUGGCCAAUUUCAGUAUGGCAACUUUCAUGGACCCUGGCGUGUACCCCAGAGCGGACGAGGAUGAGGACAAGGACGAUGAUUUCAGAGCUCCUCUCUACAAGAAUGUGGAGAUCAAGGGCAUUCAGGUCCGGAUGAAAUGGUGCGCCACCUGUCACUUCUACCGGCCACCGCGAUGUUCUCACUGCAGCGUCUGUGACAACUGUGUGGAGGACUUUGAUCAUCACUGUCCCUGGGUGAAUAACUGCAUUGGGCGAAGGAACUAUCGCUAUUUCUUCCUCUUCCUGCUGUCUCUGAGCGUGCACAUGAUAGACGUGUUUUCUUUUGGCCUCAUCUUUGUGCUCCACCACCGAGAGAGGCUCAGCGCAUUGCACACCACUGUCACUCUUGUGGUGAUGUGUAUAGCAGGGCUCUUCUUCAUUCCAGUCAUGGGACUUACAGGAUUUCAUAUGGUGCUUGUGGCUCGGGGUCGAACAACCAAUGAACAGGUGACGGGCAAGUUUCGUGGAGGAGUAAAUCCCUUCACCAAGGGUUGCUGUGGCAACGUGCAGUACGUCUUAUGCAGUCCUUUGGCGCCGAGAUACAUGCUGGAUCCCAGGAAAAAGCCCCAUAUCAAAAUUCAGCCCCCAUUCAUCAGACCAGACGUCUCCGACAGGCAAAUCACCAUCAAGGUCAGCGACAACGGUAUCCACGGCACCAUCCUCAGCUCCAAGUCUAAAAGCAGCUUGGACGGUCUGGAUGAAAAAGAAAUCCAGCCUCCUUUGCCUCCCAAAGCUGACAGGUACAACCUCAAAAAUCAUCUGACCUCCAGUGAAGUAGAGAGCUCUCUCUCUGGAAAGACCCACCCUUCAACUCCAGCCAUGUACAAAUACAGGCCAUCCUUCAGCACCAUGCCAAAGGUUCACUACCACAAUUCUCGGGAGAAGAUUAUCGUUGGAGAGGAAUGUAAGACUUCAGCUAUUCUAGAGGAGGGUGUCCGUGGUCACGACUACCGCUCUGAGCCCAACCUGGACCUGCCUGAAUACACUAACGCUCCACUCCAUCGCACGUUCCAGUCAUCUCCUCUGCAGCUGGACUCUGACCCUGUGAACUCUCGCUCCCUCAGCCUGAAGCAAGCUCAGAGGCGCUCCGAGAAGGGCCAGCUCACAGCGCUCCAGCCUCAAACAGUCACCUCCACCCCCUACAAGAGUGUCUUCUCCCCCAACACACUGUCCAACAGGAACGGCAGCCUGUCCUAUGACAGCCUGCUUAAUCCCACCAUCUCCCCAGGUACUGCCAGUGAGUACAUGGCUCACCGUGGGAUGCCCUCCAUGGGCUUCCACUCUCCUUAUCUGCCAACCAAAAUGUGCCACAUUAGGGAACCUGAGAACCAGAGGCAGCAAGUAUCAACCACCUACAGUCCUGUGAUGCCUGUCCGAGUGGGCCGGCAGUCCCCUCACCAAAGAGACAGGGACCCAUCUCCAGUGCGCUAUGACAACCUGUCCCAGACCAUCAUGGCCUCCAUCCAGGAGCGAAAGGAGAUGGAGGAGAGGGAGAAGCGGCAGAUGUUCCAUGGGCGCUCACAACCACACAUUUAUGCCCAGGACUCUGGUGUGUUUGAUGGACCAGGGGGGUAUGGGCUGCCCCCUAGCGGCUGUUAUCCAGAUGGGACUCGCUCUCGAGGCCCAACACCGCCAGCCUACAGUGGCUCUAGAGACAACCUCAUGGGAGUUGGGUUGGUGAACUAUGGCCAGCGCACCCCAGUCUUGCGCCAUGGCGGUUCCACCAUGAGCCGAGCCCUAAGGACUUCCUCUACUUCGCUGCACACUGACCACAGCAGCUCCAACAGCAGCAGGGCCACAGAGGGCUAUCGCUCCCCCACACACCAGCCCCACUCCCCUAUCGUCCCCCGUUCCCCCUCCUAUUCCCACCAUAAACUCUCCUACAUGAACACCCAUGAAAGGACAGACUCCCCUCGUCUGGGAGCUCCAAGAGAAACCAUAAUAGUUAAUGGGCAGAGGGACUGCCACCCCAGUGCCCAUGGCACCCCCCUCAGCCCCAGUCGCCACAGUAAUGUCAAAAAGAUGACGGGCAUCGGUGGCACCACCUACGAGAUCUCUGUGUGAAGACAUCAUAUCUCAAGACUGUAACAUCUCUGUUUUCAAAGAGCAGGUCUCUCCUUUUGAUAGGAUAAGCCUGCCUGCUGUCCAGGCGGUAAUGAGAGGAAAGUUUUACGUGGUGGUUCAUAAUCAUGGUCACAGGAGUGGAGUUGACAAUGAUUGUUUGUUGGUUGUAACUUGUAACAGUACAUUUUUUUCCAACUGUCACACACAAAAUGGAGUGUAGACUAGAGUGAGGUGUAUCUACUUGAAAAAAAAUCCACCAUGUGACUUUUGGCCUCAAGUCAAGGUGCUCUGCAAAACCUGCACUGCAUCAUCUUUUUUCAAGUUAAGUGUUUUUGAUAACACAACACAACUGGAUGGAGAAGCACAUAUGUAGAGGGAGGGCUAACAACUAUCAAUAGUCAAAUGUAAAUUAAUUUAUUUACAAAUGUCAUAUUUUCAUAAAUCUAUGAAAUGAAUGUCUUUUCAUUUAUGUCAAUUAAUUGUUGGAAACAACUUAUUUUUUCUCAAUGCAGUCCGUCAGUGAUCGUUGAUAAUUUCUACAUGGUCCAAGACAUUGGGUGACUGUUGUAUUUGGAUAGAACAGGUAUACCUCAUCACAGUGGAGGGUAUAGGUCAGCAUUGCACAACUUGUUUUCUUAAUAUUUAGAUUGUUUAAAAAAGAAACAAAGCAUUUUGAUAUGUAUGUUAUGUUUGCGUUCAUAAUGUAACAGUUGUAUGGAUACGUCAUUGUAACUGUCAAAAAGCUAACUGGUUGUUAUUUUGUAUUUUUUCUAAGUGUGUUUUAUUUACCCAUACUUUAAAACCUAUGUUUGAUACAUACAUUUUUAUAUCAUAGGCAAAUAACUGAAGCCUGGGCUAGAUUUGAGUGCUUUAUGUUUAUGUAAAGUCUUUGAUGAUGACUAAAAAGGCUAAAAAAAAGUUGUACCUUGCAGUGUAAAAAAUGAAUCUUAUAUAAAAUCUGAUGCGACAGAAAGUGAAAGUUACUCUGUAUUUAACAUCUAAAAGUCAAGCAUAAGAACCAUUAUCACAUUUUAGUCCAUGUUACAAAAAUUCCUAUUUGACAAAAUUCAGCUGCUGUCUGUAAUACCCAGUAUCACUUUAAAUAAGUGGCAGCAUAACUUACAUUUUAGCUUGGGUAUCAAUGGACAACACGUCCAGUAGUAUCUGCAUUAAAAGGUUUGGCCACAAUGCCUUUAAAGACAUAAGAAAAUUAUGUCUUCGGUUACAUUGCUUACCAAAAGUUGCAGAGUAUUAGGUGAGAUCAGUCAAUAUCCUGAUCUAAAGGCUCAGUGGUGCAUUAAGAUGGGGACAGUAGCUAAUGUGAUGACUAAAAACAAUGAGCCAAACAAUGGUGAGACAUUGGCACAUUCUAAUCAGUGCAACCAGUUUCUAAGAGCUAAAUUAAAAUAUUAGUAGGCAUCUCUGCACCUCAUUAAUGCCAAAUCCCCUUUAAACUGCCGCCACUAGUCUUUGUUUUGGAAAUGGACUUCACUGCAGGUCAGGGGCCAUUCCUGACAGUA